Molecule: messenger RNA, 297 nt
Organism: Symbiodinium necroappetens
Lineage: Eukaryota; Dinophyceae; Suessiales; Symbiodiniaceae
Source: the annotation of a GenBank genome assembly
GUGAUCAAAGCUGCCAAGGGCUUCCGGAACAAGAUCAAGGACUGUGACUGCAAGAUACACGACCUGUUCGUGAACCACCUGCCGAUGUCUUUCAAGAGCCUCGAGAGUGGCAAAGCCUUCAAGGCUGAAGUGCUGCUCGUGCUCGCAAUCCAGCAGGUGCAGCUUGAGGAUCCGGCGACCCAGAAAUGGGCGCGCGAUGUGAUCCGUGCGCAGUUGGGGGAUAUCGCAGGCAAUGUCGUCAAUGAAGAGAGCAUUCUUCCACAGAUUUUGGAGAAGGCAAGGCAAAUCAUCGGCUGA